Molecule: messenger RNA, 726 nt
Organism: Olea europaea var. sylvestris
Lineage: Eukaryota; Viridiplantae; Streptophyta; Magnoliopsida; Lamiales; Oleaceae
Product: major allergen Pru ar 1-like
Exons: 5
Biological process (GO): abscisic acid-activated signaling pathway; defense response
Cellular component (GO): cytoplasm; nucleus
Molecular function (GO): signaling receptor activity; abscisic acid binding; protein phosphatase inhibitor activity
Source: RefSeq, a predicted model, not a curated record
UUGAACCAAAGAGAUUUAGUUUCUUGGGCAUUAAUAAUCUUGAGAAAACCAUCACAAAUAAUUUUGUUUCUUGGUCCCACUACAUCUUUGUCUGCAUCGAUUGAUGAAGAGCAUGUUUGGCUCAGGAACAGCCCCAUGUUAUGCCAAUUGCCUUCCAAAGAGAGAGGGGAAAAAACCAAUGAAGAACCACCACCCUUCUAUGAAAAACGAGAGCUCCUACUGCUGGGAAUUCUAAACGAGAGCUGCCCCCUUUUUAAUUCAAAAUGGAAUUUUGCUGAAGGCAGCGAAUUCAAGUAUGUGAAGCAUAGGAUCGAUGCACUAGACAAGGAAAAAAUGAGUUACUCGUACACAUUGAUUGAAGGUGAUGCAUUGACGAACAUACUUGAGUCGAUUUCUUAUGAGAUAAAGAUCGAAUCCACUCCCGAGGGAGGAUCCAAGGGUAAAAAUUCUAGCACAUACCACACUAAACCAGGUGUCGAAAUUAAAGAAGAGGAUAUUAAGGCUGGUAAAGAGAAGGCCGCUGGUGUGUUCAAGGCUGUGGAAGCUUACCUCUUGGCAAAUCCUGAUGCCUAUGUUAAUUAGUGGUGCCUUGUGACAAUUAUGGCAAAUAUCCUUUCAAUCUGUGGGCUUUUAGCUUAUCUUAUUUGUUCCCCAAGCCAGAAUUAUACAUUCUUGGCUGGAUGAUGAAUGUUUCCGAUUAUAAAAUGAAUAAUUUGUUUUCAUCUA